This is a messenger RNA of Stylonychia lemnae, 1254 nucleotides long. The record is from the annotation of a GenBank genome assembly. NCBI's taxonomy places the organism in Eukaryota, Ciliophora, Spirotrichea, Sporadotrichida, Oxytrichidae.
AUGUUGAAAUCUCAAAUGCCUAUGUUAAAACUUAUUUAAAAAAUGAAUUUACCAACAUUAAAUGCUAACAGGCAGAGCUAUGUCCUCAAAAUAUUAGAAAAUUUUGAUUAAGAACAUAUCAAUAAUCCUUCUAGAAAUAUUCCAUUGGAUCUAUAUUUGAGAUACUUCUUUUUGAAUGAAAAGCAAAAAGUAGACAGUUUAGACCGUGAAGCUAUUGUAGAGUAUGUUUAUUAGUUGAUGAUAUACAAGGGAUAUCUAAAUGCAAUUUGCAGAAAACCUAUGAGUUGGCAAACUAGAUUUAGGGCAUUUAUGGGGCCUGAUUUUGAAGAACAAUUUAAAAAUGACAAUCUACCUCUUCAUGUGAGAUUGAGCUUUCCAAAAGACUUGUUUGAUGAAAUCCUGAAGGCUCAUGGUCCAAAGCAUGCAGAGGAAAUAUGCUCUGUUUAGGAUGAAAGAGGAGUCUUAACUGUUAGGACAAAUACAAUUAAAACAACCAGAACCGAUGUAAACAAUUGUAUAUUAAUAUUACAUUAGUUAAUGCAUGCUUUCAAAUAGAAUGGAUGGAAAGUAUAGCCAACUGAAUUUGCACCAAAUGGCAUAAAAUUUAUUUAGAAACCUCAUGGAAAUUUUUUCUAAAUGAAAGAAUAUAAGUAUGGGCAUUUCGAAGUGUAGGAUGAGGCUUCAUAGCUAUUAUCUAUGAGAGUAGAUGCCAAGCCUGGAGAUAUUGUAUUAGAUUAUUGUGGAGGAUCAGGAGGAAAAACUCUUGGAUUUGCUCCAUUUAUGCACAAUAAAGGUUAAAUUUACAUUCAUGACAUUAGGAAAAGUGUUUUGAUAUAAGCAAAAUAAAGACUUAAGAGAGCAGGUGUUUAGAAUUGUUAGGUGCAUCAUGAUAAGCAAAAGUUAAAGGAAAUUCUAAAAGGUAAGUGUGAUUGGGUGAUGCUAGAUGUUCCAUGUACAGGAACAGGAGUAAUGAGAAGAAAUCCUGAUAUGAAAUGGAAAUUUAGUGUUGAAAAAAUGAGAGAAGUUAUUAAAGUACAGGAGUUGCUUUUGAAUGAGAGUUUGACAUUUUUAAAUAAGAAGGGUGGUAAGAUAGUAUAUUGUACUUGCAGUGUAUUGCCUGAAGAGAAUUUACUUCAGGUAAUGAAAUUUUGUGAUAAACAUGGAUUUGAAAUUGAAAAUGGGUCUCACUUUACAACAUUCCCAAAAAGCAGGGGAAUGGAUGGUUUUUUCUCUGCUACUUUAGUCCCUAAGUGA